AUGACGUCGGAUUGCAAAAAUAUGGCACAAACCAGGCAAAGUGAUUUCAGUAUAGAACACAUCUUAACCAAAGCUGGAGAAAAGUACGAAAAACGACGCCGAUUGGAUACAUUUUCGUGCUCAUCGAACACUUCGUCGCACAGCCAUAGUGAUAGUGACGAACCGUUGGGGUCCGAAGAGGAUGAAGAGAUUGUGGUGGAUAAUGUUCAAAAGAGCGGUUGUAAUCACACGACAGGAUACCUGCAAAACUGUGUGCCAAGCUUUGAUUGGCUGUACUAUACGCGCUAUCGGCCACCUAAGUUGCCACGUCCCCAGAAAGCCGGUCCCGUCAAGCGAACACCCGGCCGUUUGCCACGCGUUCCGUUCACCCCCGGACAGCUGAGUGCCUUAGAGGAUGCAUACAAAAUGUCCACCUACCUGAGCUCGGAAGAAGCAAACCAGCUGGCGUACAGUUUGGAUCUGACGAAUACGCGAGUGAAAAUUUGGUUUCAAAACCGUCGCGCACGUGACAGACGCGAGAAACGUGAAGCCGCACUUGGUGCACCGGUCGCCAGUGGCAGCACUGGCGCGCUGAGCGCUAGUACUGCUGCUGCGCUGGCGCCGAUCGGUCACUUUGCGUACUUCAGUGGGCAACGGGAGUUUGCGCCCGGAUCGCCGAAUGGUUCCAGCGGGAGUGAUCGAAAGAGUCCAAAGUAGGGAUUCGGGCAGACUUUGUGAUAUACCAAAAGUUCAAAAUUUAAGCGUUGUAAAUAUUAGUGCUAUGAACAUUAAUUUAUAUGAAAACAGGAUAAGCUAAGUUAACCAACAGAAAUAUAUUUUGAAAUGUGUUUUUAAAAGUGGAGAUAUGAUGGA
This is a messenger RNA of Aedes albopictus (Asian tiger mosquito), 852 nucleotides long. RefSeq names its product homeobox protein MSX-1. The record is from RefSeq and is a predicted model, not a curated record. Gene Ontology annotation, cellular component: nucleus. Gene Ontology annotation, molecular function: DNA-binding transcription factor activity, RNA polymerase II-specific; RNA polymerase II transcription regulatory region sequence-specific DNA binding. NCBI's taxonomy places the organism in Eukaryota, Metazoa, Arthropoda, Insecta, Diptera, Culicidae. Bases 1 to 696 code for a protein of 231 amino acids. Gene Ontology annotation, biological process: regulation of transcription by RNA polymerase II; embryonic morphogenesis. The transcript is spliced from 2 exons.